AUGAGCACUGGAUAUCCAACAAUAACCAUAGAUCUUAUUCUUGAUCGUCUGACAACCAAGGACGUCCUCCAUGGUGUCCUACACUCUAUUCUAUUUCACCGGCUGUUUGGGACAGUGAGGCCGAGAACUUUUGAGGUUCUUGAUGUGACGAUGCCAGGCGUUUCCGAUCCUGAGAUGGAACAGCUUGUUAGCGAGAAAGUGGAUACUUUUUGGAAGGGGAUAGAGGGUGGUGUGAAUAAGAGAGGACAGAUCAUCGUCACGUUCUCGGAAAAACGACCCAAAAAGUCCUGGUUUCAAGUAUAUAUGGGCGAGGAGGAUGUCCCAUGGGAGCAGUGGGUGAUCAACGCAGAAUUGCGACAACCAAAGAGCGAUCGAGAUUGUCAAGCAUUUAACGCAACGCUAGCCUCGUCACUCACGAACACGAUACACACCAUGCUGAGUCACACAUCGUCUGAGCGUGGUCGGUCCGCUGUGCCGUUAAUCACCAACGCGGCGGGUAUCUCGCCGUUCCCUAUCAAGGUGACGGUCAAGGUUGGGGAUGUCGAAGUGGGAUGA
Laccaria bicolor S238N-H82 is the source of this 555-nucleotide messenger RNA. RefSeq lists its product as uncharacterized. The transcript is spliced from 6 exons. The coding region runs from base 1 to 555 and encodes 184 amino acids. Gene Ontology annotation, cellular component: phagophore assembly site. The record is from RefSeq and is a predicted model, not a curated record. Gene Ontology annotation, biological process: autophagy; autophagosome assembly. NCBI's taxonomy places the organism in Eukaryota, Fungi, Basidiomycota, Agaricomycetes, Agaricales, Hydnangiaceae.